Molecule: messenger RNA, 2301 nt
Organism: Aspergillus clavatus NRRL 1
Lineage: Eukaryota; Fungi; Ascomycota; Eurotiomycetes; Eurotiales; Aspergillaceae
Product: glucan endo-1,3-beta-D-glucosidase
Exons: 6
Coding region: 1-2301 (766 amino acids)
Cellular component (GO): cell surface
Molecular function (GO): endo-1,3(4)-beta-glucanase activity; glucan endo-1,3-beta-D-glucosidase activity
Source: RefSeq, a predicted model, not a curated record
AUGCAAGAAUUUCGGAACCCUGACCCGUCAGUAGUCAUUCAAACUUCUCCAACUAGCGUGGCUAGUUCAAGCCAUUUAGCGCAACAAAGCCAGUCGCCUAGUAAGACAGAAUCAGCUACUCCUACACCAAUGACGGAAGGUCAAGAUGUUUUCGUGCCAGUAUCGACCGGUUCGAUACCUCAGUCGAUUCCCUCUAGGAAUGAUCAUCCAGUGCCCAGAAUUGGAAUUGCCAAUGCAACAAGCCCGGUUGAAACGAACAAGUUUUACAGCGGGUUAUUUCUAGGCACACAAACCAACAACACUUUCACGCACCCUUACAGCCUUGCAUGGGUGAGGGGCAAUGCAAAUCCGCGAAGCUUUGGCAUGGCUGUCUCACAUGUUGAGAGUGACGUGAUGGCACAGGGCCCAGUCAAUUCCGCGAUUCCCGGUAGCCCAAUAUCUUACUAUGUCAAUCCGAUUGGCAUUCAUUCCCUCAUCUUAUCAGCAACAGAACUGGGGGAGUCCACCGUACUCACCACGGAAAACCCGCUUCCAUUCUCGGCAAACGCGGUCCUGCAACCUCAAGCUGGUUCAUCUCAGAGAAUCACCUUGCCUGUGGUACAAGGCAUGGGAUUUGUGACCGCCGUGUAUACUAACCUCCAGCCUCGGAUCCAGUCCGGUGUACUUUUCAGUAACGUGGUAGCUGCAGGAUCUCCGCGACCUGGGAUAUUCAAGUACCGCGCCUCCCUCGAGAACGGAACAUCCUGGCUCGUUUAUGCGACUCCGGACAGUGGAAAUGACCCUGACCUCCGUCUGAUCUCCAACAACGAGAUCCUGGGACCUUCUAGUUGGUCAGGCACAAUUCAAGUAGCCAAGAACCCCGCAGGUACCUCAGGUGAAAAGUUUCAUGACAAUUCCUCCGGUGUUUUUGCCGUUGAGGGCGCCGUCAUGGGCUCGGUGUCCGGUAAAACUGGAACAUACAAGCUGCUGUGGGCCAAGGCAGGAAAGGAUGUUGACAGCACUCCAUUGCUCAUGUAUGCACUGCCGCAUCAUAUCGAGUCGUUCGACAGCAGUACGAGGAGCCGGGCGACCAAUCUCACACUCCGAACGACCACUAAAGGGCAGGCAACCGCAGUGGUUGGAGAAUACUGGACUAUGGUCGAAGGCGAUCUUCCAACUGAGAUGGAUUUUGCGCCAUGGUCUGUUUCGGCAGGCAGCGUCAAGAACAUAUCUCCAACUGCUAAGAACGUGAUCCUGACUGUUGCACCGACGGAACUUCAACAGAACAUGGACAACCAGACCAAUCUCAACAGCAUGUAUUUCAGCGGAAAGGCUCUCAGCAAAUUUGCUACCUUGAUAUAUACAGUCGACAGGCUCGGUGGCGAUAAGAAUCUUGCAGCUGACGCACUACAGCGGCUGAAGAAUUGUUUUGCCCGUUUCAUCAACAAUCAGCAGCAGUUCCCCUUGGUAUAUGACAAUGUCUGGAAGGGCGUGGUGUCGUCUGCCAGCUACGCGUCCGGCGACGUGGGCGCUGACUUUGGAAAUACUUUGUAUAAUGACCACCACUUCCACUAUGGAUAUUUUAUCCAUGCCGCCGCCAUUAUAGGAUCUCUGGACCCCCAGUGGCUUCAGACUAGCAAGGACUGGGUGAAUAUGCUUGUUCGGGACGCAGGAAACGCGGCUGGCAACGAUCCCCUUUUUCCCUUCUCGCGUGGUUUCGACUGGUUCCACGGCCACUCGUGGGCCAAGGGCCUGUUCGAAUCAUUUGAUGGCAAGGACGAGGAAUCGACCUCAGAGGAUGCCAUGUUUGCAUACGCACUCAAGAUGUGGGGCAAAACCAUUGGGGAUGCUAGUAUGGAGGCCAGAGGUAACUUGAUGCUGGGCAUCCUGCGCCGAAGCCUGCACAACUACUUCCUGAUGGAAAGCAACAAUAGGAACCACCCCGCAAACUUCAUCGCAAACAAAGUCACAGGCAUUCUGUUUGAGAACAAGGUCGACCAUACCACUUAUUUUGGCAACAACCUGGAGUACAUCCAAGGGAUUCAUAUGCUACCGCUCCUUCCGUCUUCUGCAUUCGUUCGCAGGGCGCAAUUUGUGCAGGAAGAAUGGGAUGCGCUGUUUGCAAGCCAUGGUCCCGCACCAGCCGAGAAGGUGGUGGGAGGUUGGAAGGGGGUGCUGUAUGCCAAUCUCGCCCUGAUUGAUCCGGCUGCUUCGUGGAACUUUUUCACGCAGCCCAAUUUCGAUUACGGCUGGAUUGACGGAGGCGCCACCCGGACCUGGUAUCUUGCCUACGCCGCAGGACUCGGCGGUGCUCCAUCAUAA